Ctenocephalides felis (cat flea) is the source of this 1038-nucleotide messenger RNA. RefSeq names its product Bardet-Biedl syndrome 5 protein homolog. The annotation marks the transcript as partial. NCBI's taxonomy places the organism in Eukaryota, Metazoa, Arthropoda, Insecta, Siphonaptera, Pulicidae. Gene Ontology annotation, molecular function: phosphatidylinositol-3-phosphate binding. The record is from RefSeq and is a predicted model, not a curated record. The transcript has 6 exons. Gene Ontology annotation, biological process: cilium assembly; intracellular transport. Gene Ontology annotation, cellular component: ciliary basal body; BBSome.
AAAAUGACUGAAUUUGCAUUAGUUUGGGAGGAUAGAGAAAUUCGUUUUGACAUUCCCUACUCCAUUCUUAAAUUAAGAUCCGGUGAAAAAUUGGUAGAUCGAAUGGAUGCUGUUGAAGAUUCUAAAGGAAAUAGCGGAGAUAAGGGACGUUUGUUAAUAACAAAUAUCAGAUUAAUGUGGCAUUCUCAUUCUACACCUCGUGUUAAUUUGACUAUAGGAUAUAACUGCAUAAUUAACAUGAGUAUCAAAACAGUUAUAUCUAAACUAAGAGCAACGACAGAUGCUCUGCAUAUAAUGGCUGCUAAUGGGUCUUCCAAAUUUGAAUUUAUUUUUACAGAUAUUAGUUUAUUGGACAAAAAACAUUUUUCUUUAGUGAUUGGUGUUCAUAAAGCCUACACGUCGACAAAAAUGUACAGAGACUUGAAAUUAAGAGCGUCCAUUCUAAAUAGUGGAGCUCUAUCAGUCUUAAAAAAUGAGCAAGUGUAUCAAAAAGUAAAUGGUGUUUGGAAUCUUUCGAGCGACCAGGGUAAUUUAGGAACAAUUCUAAUAACAAACAUUAGAAUAGUUUGGUAUGCCGAUCUUAACGAAUGCUUCAAUAUCACAUUACCAUAUAUGCAAAUAGUUACGAUCCAAGUCCGCGAUAGUAAAUUUGGUCCAGCCUUAGUCAUUAUCGUUUCGGAGCAGAGUGGAGGAUAUUUAUUAGGAUUCAGAAUUGAUCCAGAGGAUAGACUUGGAGCAGUCUAUAAAGAAUUAAUUUCACUUCACUCUGUAUAUAGCCAAAACCCUAUAUUUGGUGUAGAGUAUUCAUUGAAAGAUCAAGUUUUUAGUCCACCGCCUGCUGAUCCAAAUUUUGAAGACGUACAGGAAUUAGAUAAAUCUAAAGAUACUCCAUCUACAUUAACUACGUACAUAGCCGAAGGAGAACAUUCUGUUGAUCGCGUUCCAAUUUACAGCAAGGAUUUGGGUUUGGCCAUAGAAACUCCAAGAAAUGGAUAUACAAUAAAAAGUCUUUGGGAAGUCAUGCCAUCUUCUUCAUAA